AUGCCGCACUGGGCGUGGCGGCCAUUUUGUUUUGGAGAGCGAGCGGGAGUUGGCGGCGGCAGCUGUGGUGGCACAGACUGAAGGCAGGGAAGGGCAGGCCGGGCGAUCAGGCGGGUCGGCCAACGACACAGCCAGCCAACAGCCACGGACUAGCCUCGCAGUCUACCACUUAAGCAUCUGACCCAACCGCCCAUCUAAUUAACCGGAGCCCCUCCACCGUCAAUUACUGAGGUUCGGCCGGUCCCCGGCCCGCCCUGCCGCAGCCGUGCUGGCAGCCCCGGGAGGAGCACUGGCGUCCGUUUCCUUCGGUGCGUCUCUGUGAUUCUCGGGAUCUGAAGAUGGCUGCUCAGUCAGCGCCGAAAGUUGUGCUAAAAAGCACCACCAAGAUGUCUCUGAAUGAGCGCUUUACUAAUAUGCUGAAGAACAAACAGCCGAUGCCAGUGAAUAUUCGGGCUUCGAUGCAGCAACAACAGCAGCUAGCCAGUGCCAGAAACAGAAGACUGGCCCAGCAGAUGGAGAAUAGACCCUCUGUCCAGGCAGCAUUAAAACUUAAGCAGAAGAGCUUAAAGCAGCGCCUGGGUAAGAGUAACAUCCAGGCACGGUUAGGCCGACCCAUAGGGGCCCUGGCCAGGGGAGCAAUCGGAGGACGAGGCCUGCCCAUAAUUCAGAGAGGCUUGCCCAGAGGAGGACUACGUGGGGGACGUGCCACCAGAACCCUACUUAGGGGCGGGAUGUCGCUCCGAGGUCAAAACCUGCUCCGAGGUGGACGAGCCGUAGCUCCCCGAAUGGGCUUAAGAAGAGGUGGUGUUCGAGGUCGUGGAGGUCCUGGGAGAGGGGGCCUAGGGCGUGGAGCUAUGGGUCGUGGCGGAAUCGGUGGUAGAGGUCGGGGUAUGAUAGGUCGGGGAAGAGGGGGCUUUGGAGGCCGAGGCCGAGGCCGUGGACGAGGGAGAGGUGCCCUUACUCGCCCCGUAUUGACGAAGGAGCAGCUGGACAACCAGUUGGAUGCAUACAUGUCGAAAACUAAAGGACACCUGGAUGCCGAGUUGGAUGCCUACAUGGCGCAGACAGAUCCUGAAACCAAUGAUUGAAGCCUGCCCACCGUUGUGUGAGAGACUCUUACUAAAAUCACCACAUCUGUAAAUAACCUUGAGAUAACAGUUGAAAAGAAACCUGAUUGAUGCUGGAAGGACCUAUCAUAAUAGGCUAUGGACUUAACCUACCACCAGUUGUGCAUUUAGUGUGUUCCUUUGACUUUUUGAUACUGUGUUGUAUGAAACCCUUUUUCUCUUGAUUUGGUUGGGCUUUGCUUUUUUUCUUUGUUGUUGUUUCCUUCGCAGACUUCUCUUUGAACAUGAAUGUGUUGGCCUUACGGCUAGGAUACCCUCUUCCUACCUCUGCCUCCCUUCACCUGCCAUAUACUCUAAUCUUCAUUUCCUCGGUUCAUCUGUGUUCCCUCACAAAAAAGUCCUAGAAAGAGCCACUGUUCCUCCCUAAUGCCUAGGUUUCUGAGAUUAAGUUCUGUAUAAUAACCUCUUAGAAGUGUUCAGAACAUCUGGAGCUCAGAAAUGUGUUGAUGAUGCAGUAUACAGUGUAGUAAAUUGGGAACACUGACAUUGCCAAGGGCCAAAAAACAGUUUAUAGAUGGUAGAAGCUCAAGUUUGAUUGAAGUUGCUACCAUGUGCAGUAACACGUGUGGUAACUAGGCUUGCUGGGUUGGGUAAGAUCCUUUCUACCCACAAAUGAGAUUUAUACACUCUCCUCUUGGCUUUGUAUUUCCCAAGGGAUUGAGCUGGUUUAACUCCUUCAUAUAGAAGAAGAAAGCCAUUUGGUUUGGCCAGUGCGUCAGAAGGUACGGGGAUGGAAGAGCAGUGGCAGACUAAUUGCUGGGAGGAUCAGAAAAUAAUACCUGGGCUGAAAAGCAAUUAGUCUCGUGUUUAUUCCAAACCAGUCUUGGGUUUCUCCACUCACUGAUUCUGUCUGAACUCCUCUCAUUUCCCUUGAACGUUUAAGUAAUUUCAACCAUAGUCUGUCAACUGUUCCAGGUUCUGUGAAAUCUUGUGUAUUUCUGAUUCAUUAUAACAAACUGUUCUCUCAAAUCCA
Molecule: messenger RNA, 2100 nt
Organism: Oryctolagus cuniculus (rabbit)
Lineage: Eukaryota; Metazoa; Chordata; Mammalia; Lagomorpha; Leporidae
Gene: CHTOP
Product: chromatin target of PRMT1
Source: RefSeq, a predicted model, not a curated record